CCCAGCUCAAUUUUUUGGUAUUUUUAUUGUACUUAUAUCGUUAAAAACUCCAUAUUGGGUCAGCAUUAUUUAUAAAUUAUAAGGGGAGAUAUUUGCUAUUCCUUUACAGAUUUGAAUUUGUCAGUGAAAACUUUGAAAUCAUUCACAUAAAUGGAAACAGAUAAAGAAGACUUGUUGAACGUCGGCACCAUUGUGGCCAUUGCCGGUGGCGACUUCGCUGUGAUUGCGACGGAUACUCAAAUAACCAACAGUGACUUUAACUCCACGAGUAAGCAGGACAAGCUCUUCCAAGUGUCUCCGGUGGCGGUUAUGAGCUCCUCUGGUUCCUGGCCCGACACCCUUGCAGUGAUCCGUCUGAUGAAAACGAUCGUGGCCGACUACGAGAGCACUCAUCUGCGUCCCAUUACCAUCGAUGCCAUGUCUCAGAUGUUCUCAAAUAACAUGUUCAAGCGCCGUUACUUGCCCUAUUGUGUGUCCACCAUUCUGGCCGGUAUUGACAAGAAGGGCGAGGGUGUUGUGUUUUCGUUCGAUUCCCUUGGUCACUGCCAGCAGGUUAUUUACCAAGCUGCGGGCAUGGCCACCGCCAUGGUGCUGCCAUUGCUGGAUAGCCAUCUUGGGUUCACGAACCAGAGUGAGACAGCCCCCACCGAAAGGAUCAAAGUGACCGAGGCGGUUUCCAUCAUCUCUAACUGCAUGGUCAUUGCCAACGAACUCGAAAACCUCACCAGUGGCUCUUGGCUUAUGAAGAUCAUCACUAAGGAUGGUAUCGAGGUUAGGGAAUUGCCGCUGCGCCAAGAGUAAACUAGAAACGCCACUGGUGUCUAGACAUCCUCAGUUCGUUCUUUGUUUUUCGAUUAUAUUUUGCGUUUUAUAUUUUAUGUUCUACGUUUUUUGUUUAAAAUUUUAUUAAAUUGAGUUAUUAAUUAUUUGACACCAAACUAAAGUAAUAAUAUAUUUGCACAAGGACAGGAUCUGGAUAGGAUUCCCUUAGCUAAGC
This is a messenger RNA of Drosophila kikkawai, 997 nucleotides long. Its product is annotated as proteasome subunit beta type-1-like. Gene Ontology annotation, cellular component: proteasome core complex. The record is from RefSeq and is a predicted model, not a curated record. NCBI's taxonomy places the organism in Eukaryota, Metazoa, Arthropoda, Insecta, Diptera, Drosophilidae.